Molecule: messenger RNA, 1646 nt
Organism: Alligator mississippiensis (American alligator)
Lineage: Eukaryota; Metazoa; Chordata; Crocodylia; Alligatoridae
Gene: DNAJC3
Product: DnaJ heat shock protein family (Hsp40) member C3
Exons: 12
Coding region: 60-1571 (503 amino acids)
Biological process (GO): protein folding in endoplasmic reticulum
Cellular component (GO): endoplasmic reticulum
Molecular function (GO): protein-folding chaperone binding; misfolded protein binding
Source: RefSeq, a predicted model, not a curated record
AACUUGGAACGCUGGGCGGGGCGGGACGCGCCGAGCUGUCUCGGGGUUCAGCGCAGGCAAUGGUGCGUCCCGGGGUGCGCGGCCGCCCGCUGGGCUCGGCGCUGCCCCUGCUGCUGGUGCUCUUCGACCUGCAGUACCAGGGAGCCGAAUGUGGAAUAAAUGCAGAAGCAGAAAAACAACUUGAAAUGGGCAAGAAGUUACUGGCUGCUGGACAGCUAGCAGAUGCCCUGUCUCACUUUCAUACAGCUAUAGAGGGUGAUUCUGAUAACUACAUUGCCUAUUACAGAAGAGCCACAGUGUAUUUAGCCAUGGGCAAAUCUAAAGCUGCAAUUCGUGAUUUAAGUAAAGUGGUUGAACUUAAGCAGGAUUUCACAUCAGCAAGAUUACAAAGAGGACACUUAUUACUUAAGCAAGGAAAAUUCGAUGAAGCCGAUAAAGACUUCAAAACUGUGCUCAAAUCUAAUCCCAGUGAUAAUGAGGAACAGGAAGCCCGGUCUCGGCUGAUGAAAUCCGAUGAGCUGCAGCGACUGCAUUCACAAGCCCUUUCUGAGUACCGCCGGGAGGAUUACGCUGCUGCCAUUACUCUCCUUGAUGAGAUUCUUGCAGUUUGUCUUUGGGAUGCUGAGCUGCGGGAGCUUCGAGCUGAAUGCUAUAUGAAGGAAGGAGAACUGGGCAAAGCCAUUAAUGACUUAAAGGCUGCUACCAAACUGAAGAGUGACAACACUGAAGCCUUCUAUAAAAUCAGCACAAUAUACUAUCAUCUGGGGGACCAUGAGCUGUCACUCAGUGAAGUCCGAGAAUGCCUGAAACUUGACCAAGACCAUAAACCAUGUUUUUCUCACUAUAAACAAGUAAAAAAACUUAAUAAGCAGAUCAUAUCAGCAGAAGACCUUAUAAAAGAGGGAAGGUACGUGGAUGCCAUCAGUAAAUAUGAAUCUGUAAUGAAAACUGAGCCAAAUGUCCCAGUUUAUGCUACUCAUGCCAAAGAAAGAAUCUGCCACUGUUUCUCUAAGGAUCAGCAGUCUGUUGAAGCCAUAAAAGCUUGCACAGAACUUCUGCACCUGGAACCAUCCAAUGUAAAUGCCCUAAAAGACAGAGCAGAAGCCUAUUUAUUAGAAGAAAUGUAUGAGGAAGCUGUUAAAGAUUAUGAAACUGCUCAAGCCAACAGUGAAAAUGAUCAACAGAUUCGUGAAGGUCUGGAGAGAGCCCAGAAGAUGCUGAAGCAGUCUCAGAAGAGAGAUUAUUACAAAAUUUUAGGAAUAAAAAGAAAUGCUCGAAAACAAGAAAUAAUCAAAGCAUACAGAAAGCUAGCAUCACAGUGGCACCCUGAUAACUUCCAGAGUGAAGAGGAGAAGAAGCAAGCAGAAAAGAAGUUUAUAGAUAUAGCUGCAGCUAAAGAAGUCCUUACUGACCCAGAGAUGAGGAAGAAGUUUGAUGCAGGAGAGGAUCCAUUAGAUGCGGAGAGCCAGCAGGGUGGAGGACACCCUUUCCACAGAAGCUGGAACACAUGGCAAGGAUUCAACCCGUUUGGUUCAGGGGGACCAUUUACAUUUAAAUUCCACUACAGUUAGAACAAGACUAGUUUCCUGUGGCUGCUGCUUUACCAAACUGUAAAAAAAAUAAAACUCUCAGUUCAAGACUCUAAA